AUGAUCCGCUUGCUUCGCCUGCUCCCCCAUGAAAGCAGGAACGCAGCUAUUCAAUGCCAGCUCUUUAACUAUACUCUACAGGACUCGGGCAGACGAACGCAUCCUUAUGAGGCUUUAUCCUACGUCUGGGGUGACCUGGUCAAUCUUGAGUCUAUCUCCAUCGGUGGAUAUGAACUACCUGUGACGCAAAAUCUAUACAAGGCGCUAUCACAUCUACGACAUCGCUCUAUUGACCGAAUAUUAUGGGUAGAUGCUGUUUGUAUCAAUCAAUAUGAUACAAUGGAGAAAGAGCGGCAGAUUCGAUUUAUGGCGAAAAUAUAUGCUCAAGCAAGCUGUGUCGUUGUUUGGCUUGGAGAGUGCGCAGACAAUAGCGACCAAGCGCUCGAAGAGAUACGUGUUGCUGCAGGGGGCAAAAAGUCUUCCAAUCAGUCAAAUCUCACAAUGAUCCACAAAGCAGUUUCUUCACUUCUUCAACGCCCGUGGUUUCGGCGCAUCUGGGUCCUCCAGGAAGUUGCUGCCGCUCGACAUGUACUUAUUACGUGUGGUUCUGCGGAAACUGACGGAUACGCCUUUUGCUCAGGCGUGAGUUUGCUGGAUUUUUACAAUAACGAUCUAGACUUACAAAGUCUGGUUCGUUCAGUGAUCUACCUGAUUAGGGAGGCAAUCUUCCGGCCUGGCUACGCAACGAGUGAGUCGGGCGAGCUGGUAGAUAUGUACCAUACCCGUGAGGCUACAAAGCUCCACGACAAGGUAUUUGCCUUACUUGGCAUGAGCUCUGAUGACCUUAGUAAAGCCAGCCUGUCAUCUCGCUACGAAGAUCCUUGGGGAAAACUCUUCCAGAAUCUUACUAAGUUCCUCCUCUGUGACAAGAUAUCUACAGAGACUUUCGGCGAUAAGCAGAUCACCCUAAUCAGGAGCAAGGGUUGUAUCCUUGGCAGAGUAUCUCUCGUACAGAGCGAUAUUACUCAGGGUGGUAGCCAGGGCGUAGAAAUCAUUUUCAACAGCAUAUCAAGGCAAAUGGGAUACAAGGAAGGAUCGAGUGCUCAUUGGACUCUCCACAGUUUGGCAAACUCUAUUCGGAAAGGCGAUUUUGUCUGCCUUCUUCAAGGAGCGUCAAAGCCUACGAUCGUCAGAUUACAUGAUGAUCAUUUUGAUAUUAUCAUGAUUGCAGCUACACCUCCAGAGGGAAUGCUCAAGCUUUCGCAAUCGAUGAAGCCCUUGUUUCGGAAUUUCUUGCUUAUUUGGGACUGGGAAAAGGCUUCAAGGGAGGGUCUGAAGACUUCUUGGGGAAAGCUACCAGAACAUGGAAGAUUGCAAUGA
Mollisia scopiformis is the source of this 1320-nucleotide messenger RNA. Its product is annotated as HET-domain-containing protein. The transcript has 4 exons. Lineage: Eukaryota; Fungi; Ascomycota; Leotiomycetes; Helotiales; Mollisiaceae. The record is from RefSeq and is a predicted model, not a curated record. Bases 1 to 1320 code for a protein of 439 amino acids.